CUUUUCUCUCUUUCUUGUACAAGCAUAAAAUAUACACCCUUGCCCUAUAAUCUUCAGUUUCCUCCCCUUCCAAGUUUCUCUUAUUUAACCAUUUUCUUGACCAAUUUUCUCUCUUAAAAUUCAAAAAUAUACACACUCAUUAAUUCAUCAUUCUUCAAUUUUCACUUUCUUUGAAAUUUCUUAUAACCAAUUCAAUUUAUUAUAAUCCAUUUGACCUCUGCUUUCUUGUUUUCUUCUGGAUGUUUAUUUUUACAUGUUUUGACUUCUUCCAAUCUCCACCAUUUCUUCUCCUAUAUAAAUCCCCCAAAACGUAAUUUCUUCCUUAAUCCAUUUUCAUAAUUUUGUUGGUUUUUUUUCUAAAUUUUAGUUAAUCAAACCCAUUUCUAAUUUCCUCUGUUUUCCUCUUAUUAAAUUAAACCCAUAAUACAAUUAUUAAUUAUUUUUAAUUUGUAGAUAUAGUAUUUGAUUUCGUAACGUAACCGUUUAGGGUUGUUUCAUUAUUUUGAUUAUUGAAAAUGUUGGGAGAGUUCAUCAGCAGAGGACUUUUUAUGAUAUUGGGGUUUGCAUACCCAGCAUUUGAGUGUUUCAAGACAUUGGAAAGAAACAGAGUUAGCAUUGAAGAACUACGAUUUUGGUGUCAAUAUUGGAUCAUUAUUGCUGUACUUUCAGUUGGUGAGAGGUUUGGAGAUAUAUUCAUUUCAUGGGUUCCACUUUAUGGAGAGUUCAAGUUGGCUUUUAUCAUUUACCUUUGGUAUCCACAAACAAGGGGAACUUCUUAUGUGUAUGAAAGUAUGUUGAGGCCAUUCGUGUCGAAACAUGAGACAGACAUUGACAAGAAUCUGAAGGAAUUGAGGUUGAGGAUAUGGGAUUUAGCCAUUUACUACUACCAAAACUGGACAGAGUUGGGUUCUUCUGCAUUUUUCAAUGUCAUUCAAUAUGUUGCUAAUCAAUCUUCAAAGCUUAAGGGAGGUGGCUCUCAGAAUCAAAGACCGAGAGGCAGCCCACCACCCUCGUCUAGUGGCUCAAGCUUCCUAUGGCCCCUACGACAACGCAAGCCGAAAUCCUCGCCAAGUCACCCCAACCAAAGUUGGCCACCACCACCAAGGGAAGAGCAACCAGCACCAUCAGCACCCCCACUUCCAAACUCAUUUCCUUCUGUGUUCUAAGAAGAGGCCCACAGUACAAAGUCCAAACUGGUCCAAAUGAAACCCAACGAGGCCCAUACUCAAUGCAUACACAGAGGAUUUUCUAGAUGAGGCCCAGUUAAGAAGCCCAAAUCACUAAAAUUCAAGAUAGGGUUUAAACCCUUCCAAAUUAUCAUUAAACCCAUCAAAUUGUUACAUACUUAUAUGGGUGAACACUAUGGUUCGAUACGGUUUGAUACCUAAAUCAGAUCAAGCUAUAAUGUAUGUGUAAAAUUUUUUAAAGUUGUACCAGAUUGUUUAACGUCUCAAUUUGAAUGAGACCAAACCGUUUUAGAGAUUUUUUUUAAUUAUAUUCAUCGAGUCAUUUAGAUACAUGUAAAUAUUUAGAAAAGUUGUAUUUUUUUUUUAAAUAGCAAGAAAAACUUGUAUAAGAAAGUUGAGCAUAGAUCGUUUGACAUGUAAUUUAUCUAUGUUGAAAAUAUAUGAUUACAAACAUGUAUAAUUGUGAUUUAUGGUUACAUAUAAUGAUUUUAACACAA
This is a messenger RNA of Amaranthus tricolor (Joseph's coat), 1684 nucleotides long. RefSeq names its product putative HVA22-like protein g. The transcript has 6 exons. The record is from RefSeq and is a predicted model, not a curated record. The coding region runs from base 516 to 1166 and encodes 216 amino acids. Lineage: Eukaryota; Viridiplantae; Streptophyta; Magnoliopsida; Caryophyllales; Amaranthaceae.